This is a messenger RNA of Hibiscus syriacus, 570 nucleotides long. Its product is annotated as prohibitin-2, mitochondrial-like. The record is from RefSeq and is a predicted model, not a curated record. The coding region runs from base 1 to 570 and encodes 189 amino acids. The transcript is spliced from 3 exons. Gene Ontology annotation, cellular component: mitochondrion; membrane. Lineage: Eukaryota; Viridiplantae; Streptophyta; Magnoliopsida; Malvales; Malvaceae. Gene Ontology annotation, biological process: mitochondrion organization.
AUGCCGGGACUAGACACAGAUAUGGGACCUGAGAAGGAUGUGACAGAGAUGCUCCUUAAAAUUAAAGAAGAAGUUAAGAAGCAAUUCAAUGUUGGUUUCCUUCAAGUGUCCAAGUAUCCAGAAUUCUCAGGAUAUAAUCAGAUCAAGAUGCAUCCUAAAGACAUGGAGAAUACCACGUUCGUCACAAUGUGGGGAACUUUCUGCUUUAAGGUUAUGCCCUUCAAACUGAAUAAUGCUGGGGCAACGUAUCAGAGAGCUAUGGUGACCCUAUCCAUCGCUCCUCCAUUUUUCUCAUCUCCUCGUUUGCCCGUCUCUUCAAUUGAGCAAUACUACAAUGAGAGGGUCCUGCCUUCAAUCAUUCAUGAUACUUUGAAAGCCGUUGUUGCUCAAUACAAUGCUAGCCAGCUCAUCACUCAGAGAGAGAAUGUUAUUAAGGAAAUUCAGAAGAUUUUGACCGAGAGGACAACUAACUUCAAUAUUCAACUUGAUGAUGUGUACAUUACAAGUCUGACUUUCGGGAAGGAAUGCACUGCUGCAAUUAAGGCUAAACAAAUGGCUUUUGCUUUUUAA